This is a messenger RNA of Zootoca vivipara (common lizard), 1267 nucleotides long. It is a transcript of the gene TM4SF4, whose product is annotated as transmembrane 4 L six family member 4. Lineage: Eukaryota; Metazoa; Chordata; Lepidosauria; Squamata; Lacertidae. Gene Ontology annotation, cellular component: membrane. The record is from RefSeq and is a predicted model, not a curated record.
AUCAGAGCACUAGUUAGCUGGCCAGACUGCAACCUCUGUGAAGGAGACCAUACCAAGUGGGAAUUGGAGACACAAGUGGAUUGGGUUAAAAUAAACCAAGAAGUUUUUGUCUUUCAAUACUAAAGGGAUCCAGGGAAAGUUUUAUUUCUUUGCUCAUUCUUCCCUAGUGGUGCCUGCGCUAUAGUUUUGGAAACAUGUGUUGUGGAGGGUGUGCAAAAUGCCUGGGAGGUACUCUCAUUCCUCUGGCUGUGCUAUGUACCCUUGCUAAUAUUUUGUUGUUUUUCCCUGGAGGAGAGAUCGUAGCCAAGGACCAUAUUUCAGAUGAAGUUUGGUUCUUUGGAGGGAUCUUGGGUUCUGGUGUACUGAUGGUGUUUCCUGCUUUGGUCUUUCUGGGUCUUAAGAAUAACGAUUGCUGCGGGUGCUGUGGUAACGAAGGUUGUGGAAAGAGGUUUGCGAUGUUUACUUCCGUAAUAUUUGCGGCAGUUGGAGUUGUGGGCGCUGGAUACAGCUUUGUUGUGUCGGCUGUUGCCAUGAACAAAGGCCCUAAGUGUCAGCUAGCAAACAGCACCUGGAUGUAUCCAUUUGAGAACGGGGACUAUCUGACGAACCAUAAGUUAUGGGAAGACUGCAAGUCUCCAGAGUCCAUUGUGCCCUGGAACUUGACUCUAUUCUCUCUACUGCUGAUAAUGAGCGGAGCUCAGUUGGUGCUGUGUGGCAUCCAAGUUAUCAACGGACUCCUUGGAACGCUGUGCGGGGACUGUAAAUGCGGAUGCUGUGGGGGAGAUGGAGCAGUUUAAAUAUAGAGACUGCAGAAAUCAGCUCUUACAAGGCCGAAAAUGCUCUGCCAGACCUUGAUAUGGUGGGCCAAGUCAAGUACACACUAAGCACAUCUAGAAUGAAGGGCGUUAGGAAGAGCCCUAAUGGCAUUUUUCCCUUCACAUCUCCCGGUGCGUUUUGCAACUGUUUGGGCUAUAUAGCAGGGGUGAGAAGAAAAUGUCCAGCCCAAGGACCUCGCUCCCUUUUGGCCAACCCUACCAAACCACACACACAUGCAGGCAGACACAUCAGUUGUCUGCCCCACCCUAAAAAGACAUUUUAGCCUUUGUCAGUUCUCAUUGCUGGACCCAUGGCAGAAAUCUUUUUGGAGACUGCAGCUGGGGAAAGAGGUUUAAUCUUUUGCAGCUGCCCCCAACUAUGCCCUCCAUACUGCAAGAAGGCUUUGUCCAAGCCUAACUGCAGUGAGGGAGAGGCAGUGGGAACAACGGGU